Messenger RNA from Penicillium argentinense, 1629 nucleotides. RefSeq names its product major facilitator superfamily-domain-containing protein. The coding region runs from base 1 to 1629 and encodes 542 amino acids. Lineage: Eukaryota; Fungi; Ascomycota; Eurotiomycetes; Eurotiales; Aspergillaceae. Gene Ontology annotation, cellular component: membrane. Gene Ontology annotation, molecular function: transmembrane transporter activity. Gene Ontology annotation, biological process: transmembrane transport. The transcript has 5 exons. The record is from RefSeq and is a predicted model, not a curated record.
AUGGCUGUCUUCGACUGGAUUAGACGGCUACAAGUCCAACAGACCACAUCGAACGAAAAAGAUGGUGGCUCACGAAACAACCUCCCCAAAGUUCUCGAAUCCGUCGAUGGCUCUGUUUCUGGAAGAGCCGCUGACUCGCCCGAUACCGAGUUAUCAUUCCCCUCGGACGACGAAAAAGCUCUCGCUCUCGAAAGCGUCCCGCAGGCAUAUGGUCGUUUGGCAACAUGGCGGGGAACAUUGAUCUUGCUGGUCACCUCGGGCUCCCAAUUUCUCGACAAUGUCUUCAUGACAAGCUCUAACAUGGCGCUAGCGUCUAUUCAAGAAGAAUUUGACGUUUCUAGCACUAAUCUACAAUGGAUGAUCUCCGCAUACACCCUGUCAUUUGGUGGCUUUUUGUUACUGGCAGGAUCCUUGUCCGAUCGAUACGGAAGGAAAAUGAUUCUCUGUCUCGGCUUGUUCUGGCUGAGCGUUUGGACUCUUGCCAUCGGGCUUGGCCAAUCUUUCAUCCAACUUACGAUUUUCCGAGGAAUUCAAGGCAUCGGUGCCGCAAUGACCGUCCCAUCUGCUAUCGGAAUUAUUAGUUCCUACUUCACUGGUGUCGACAGAACCCGUGGGCUCUCAAUUUAUGCCGCAUCUGGAACUCUAGGAUUCUGUGCAGGUCUAAUUCUCGGUGGUUUCCUUACUUCCUCGCUAGGAUGGCGAUACAUCUUUUUUAUCAUAAUUAUCAUCACCGGAGGGCUAUGUGCUCUCGGAAUGAUCGUUCUUCCCAAAGACCCGCCGAUUGACAAGGAAAGAGCGAAGAUGGACUACCUCGGGGCGAUCCUUUCCACUGCCGGCCUCAUUCUGCUUCAGUUUGUUCUCUCCAGUGGAGGUGUAUAUGGAUGGGGCACACCGUUUGUGAUUGUGCUUCUGGUUUUGUCCAUUGCACUCCUAGCAGCCUUCACGUUGCUGGAGAAAUACAUCAGAAACCCACUCAUGCCCCUGUCCUUGUGGAAGAUUCGAAAUUUUGCCGGACUAUGGAUUGCAGGAUUCACUUGCUAUGGAAGCUAUCAGAAUGUCAUUUACUAUAUUGUUCUGAUCGCGCAGAAAGUCGACAAGCUUUCUGCUGGCGACACAGCGAUUCGAUUUCUGCCUAUGGGAGUGAUUGGCUUCAUUGCGUCAAUGGGAACUGGCAAGGCCCUUGAGUACAUAAAUGGGAAAUACCUCCUUGUUGGUGGUCUUGUUCUUACCGUGCUGGCCCCUGUGCCAAGUGCUUUGACUGUGACAUCCUCGACCGAUUUUUGGGUCAAUACCCUUGCGACAUCUCUCAUCAGCAUCACUGCCGUGUCGCUUAUUUUUGUGACAACUAGCACAACAAUUUUGACUAGUGUUCCGGUCAACGUCAAAAGCCUGUGCGGGGGAAUGCUCAACACUGCAUUCCAAAUUGGGUCUGGUGUUGCACUGGCUAUUUCUGCUGCAACAACCGAAGAUGUGGAUAUCAAGAAAGGACAUGGACUUCCCCAGGAGUAUGCUACUGGUCUCCUUUGCUCCAUUGGAAUUGCGGGGCUGGGGUUGAUUAUUGGAAUUUUUGGGGUCCGAAGAAGAGGGAUUGGACCCAAGGACCGAACCGGAGAGCCCGUUGCGGUCUAG